Messenger RNA from Nematocida parisii ERTm1, 1079 nucleotides. RefSeq lists its product as uncharacterized. The record is from RefSeq and is a predicted model, not a curated record. NCBI's taxonomy places the organism in Eukaryota, Fungi, Microsporidia. The coding region runs from base 1 to 1029 and encodes 342 amino acids. The transcript has a single exon.
AUGGCGGACAGAGCAGAGGAAAUAGACCAAUUUAUAAAUAGAAUGUAUGGCGUGGAGAGGGAACAGCCAAUUGAGAAUCUAAUACAUUCGCUGGACACUCUUCCAAUUGCUCUCAGCAUGCCAAUGAGAAGCAUGGAUAUUCUCUAUGAGGUAAAGAAGAAGAUGUAUGACUACAGAAAAGUGCGGGUGAGUAAAAAGAUAAUGAAAAAAUUAGUUGAGGUAAUAAUAAGCGCAGCAAAGACCAACAAAGUUGACAUGUGUGAGCUAGAAAACACCUUCAAAGAAUCACCGAGGUACGAUCUAGAUACAAGCAAUACAAUAAUACUUCCAGAGGCCCCGGAUGAGACGCAGUAUGAGUUUAAAAGUAUUUUAGAGGAUGUGGAAGAGGGUGCCAACCACCUAGCAGAAAAAACACAGAACUCGCUUGAGCUAAAUAUCGGAUUGACUGACAAAUUCAUUAUUAACAGAAAAAAUGAGAGACAGAAAAGGUUAGAUGAAUUUAAAGAGAUAAAGGAUUCCAGAAAUACCAACAUUCUUCCUAGAAAAGAUUCACUAUACAAUUGGAAUAUUAGGAGUACAAAGCCCAAUAGAACAAAUGACAAAUGCCAUGAGAUUCUGUCUCGGAUAAAUGACAUAAUAGAAAAAAGCGAGAACCCAAAUACAACCAAUGCGAAUGAAACAGUUGAAUUUACAACAGACAGGGUUAAAAAAUUAGAAAGUUAUGAAUCGCAUUUUAACCAGAAAAUGCUGACCCUUUUAAGUGAGCUUUCUGAAAAACUUGCAAAACCAGAAAAUGCACAUUAUUCUGCGCCAAGUGAGGGAUCAGAAAACGCAUAUAAAGAAAAAAUACGAGAAUUUGAAUCUGAUAAUAAAGAUACAAAUGUGUUGAAAGAGUCCCUGCCUGUAAGUAUAAAAGAGCCGCAAUACUCUGGCAAUUUAGUAAAAUAUGCAGGAGUAGGCAUGGCAGCAGGAAUAUGCAUGGGUGCCUUUAUUAUGUUCAAGGCAUGUGGUAACUAUAUGCCAUACUAAUAAUAUGAAAGUGUACUUUAUUUAGACUAAGCAAAUAUAUACAGCCAAAG